AAACAAACACAGGGAAUCAGAAGACAUCAAGUAUUUACUUUAAACAAGGCAUUUUAAAGAUAAUUUACACAAAAAUGUACAUUUAUGAUAUUUCAGGCCUGGAAAUCACAGUUACUCUGAUAUUUCAAAUGUUUGCACUAAAUUAAGAAAAAGACAUGUAUGUCCACAAGAAGCCUGGACUAUAUUUGGUGAUGUUUUCCAACAAAAACCUUUUACAUCCCACAACAUAAGCUACAGCAGUGUCAUGGUUGGCACAAACAUAAUAUGCUGCAAUUACCUAAGCUGUGUCAGCUGGUCUUUUAUCUCUUCUGCCCCCUUUUCAAUCCAUCCAUCUCUCUCUCUCUCUCUCUCUUUCUCUCUCUCUCUCUCUCUCUCUCUCACCAAACAGGCAGGCAUGAACUGGUCUAAUGUCAGUGUUACCCUACUAAUGUACACAAACUGGACUUUGAAUGCUGCGAAGAAGACUUGUCUUACUCAUUUAAAAGGGGACAUAGGUGAGAGCCCUAAAAGGUAUGUUAAAUGUCUCAUUUGUAGUCAAGUAGUCUUUCCCACUAACUGGGUUGAAAAAACAGUUGUCAUUGUUUGUGAUUUUCAAUACUUAAUACUUCAAUGCUUGCAUUUUCUCUAAUUAUUUCCAGUUUAGUUCAGUUUAAUUCAUCCCAUUUGCAUUCUUAGCUAUAAAAGUAUUUAAGUCUUUCUUUUCUUUUUUUCUAGUCUGAAAUCGACACAACCUAAUUUAGGUUUAGGUAAAAAAUUGCUGACUGUUUUUCAGAUUUCGUUCAGUUGUAUGUAUCACACAUGGUAAACCACUGUCUGGUCUGCUUUUCACUUAAAAAGCAUGCUGCUAUUCUCAUCGCUGAUUUAUUACCUAAUGGUGUGGACAGUUUAAUCCUUGAUCAUUUUAAUGCAAAAAAGUAAGGCCCAGGAGCAAGAGUGCCAUAUUGUAAUGGCAUUGAGGUCACUAAAUAAAACGUAAAAAGCCCCCCAAAUCUGUGCAUGCACUAUCAGAAAAUAAAAUUGUCAAAAAUGGUCCCUAGCUGUUACUGGGGGGAAAGUACACAUGCACCUAAAGAGUUCAAAUUAGUACCUUUAAAGGGGCAUACUGGUACCAAAGAGUAAAUAUUUGUACCUCAAAGGUACAUACUUGUACCAAAUGUAUACAUAUCUGAACCUAAAUUGUACAUAUUAGGAUCUUUUUAAAGUGUACUGACAAUUUUUUUACAUUUUUUUUUUAGCAAAAACUGAUGGAAACAUACUAAGUAAUCUCAUAAAGCCUGUAUUUUGUGCUCUCUUUGACAAGCAAAGAGCCUUUGGGCAGUUUUGUACAGAGUGCUCUUUUUCUUUUAAGAGGUCCGCUAAGCUUUUAAAACAUGCUGAUCUGUUCAGCACAGGACAUUCACUUUCUUUUAGUAAAACAUUUCACCAUAUGGCUCCUUAUAAACUCUUUACUUGAAAAUGUUGAAUUUGACAUUAUCACUAUUAUCAUAUCAUAUACAGAAUUCCGAGGAUUUGCCAGGAUGGAAAAGAAAGACACUUAUUUACCGAAGACCAUUGCCUGCCUGCUAAAUGCUUUCCUAGGCACUAGAAGGAUGUGUUAAUACAUCAUUUGGGUUACCAUGGGCACCAGGAUGAACUUUAAAAUAUUAUUUCCCACAGGUCUGCUGAUCGUUCUACACCUAUGUGAAAUAUCUAUGAGCUGCCCAUCUGUAUGUUCCUGCAAUGGGAACCAAACAGACUGUAGUGACCUUAAUCAACUCAUCUUCACGGACUCCAUCAUCGAUCAGCUUCCAUCAGACUCGACCUUCCUAAACCUCUCAAAAAACAACUUCACAACUGUGGAACCUGGAUGUUUUUCCAAUCUCAGCGGCCUGCUUCAUUUAGAUCUCUCUAGAAACCUUCUCUCCACCCUUCACGCUUUAAGCUUCUCAAAGCUGAAUAACCUAGAAAUCCUAGACCUCUCUAAAAACCACCUAAGGAUGCUUCCUGUUAACCUGUUUUCUGAUCUCAGGAGGCUUGCAGAACUGGUUCUAAAAGAUAACAGACUUAAGGAACUGAACCCAGAUCAGUUCAAAGGCCUGACUGAGCUGAAACGCUUGGACCUUUCCUUAAACAGCCUCGGUAAUCUGCCAACACACCUACUGGAUGGACUACAUAAUCUAGUAUGGCUUUCGAUUGUUGGCAACAAGCUCACGACUAUACAGCGAGACUCACUUGAGCAAACUUCCAGUUUGCAACACCUUCUGCUGGAGGGAAACCCAUGGAACUGUAGCUGCAGGUUAAUACCACUAAAGCACAAGCUAGAAUGGAUCUUAUAUAAAGGUGGUCAUGUGGAUUCCAUCAACUGCUCCUACCCUACAAACCUCCAAGGGAAGGAUCUUCGCAACGUUCCUACCGAAAUUUUCAAACAAUGUUAUUCUCUAUAUUUUGAAACCAUAAAUCCAUCUGAUGCGGGACAAAUAGGAUCGAACGUGGACUGUAUACGCCAGCGCUACCGGCCGGUAAGUGUGCGUCGAGCGUCUGGCACAGUUGUGGUAGCUGGGGUGGUUUGUGGCGUGGUGUGCGUGUUAAUGGUAGUAUCAGCCACCUAUGGGUGUGUCUACGCAAUGCUGGCUGCUCACGAACAGCAGCAGCUGAAGCAGGGGAAUAGCCAACAGCAGCCGCUGAUAGUGGCUAAGGAACCAGAUCUGAUGAAAGAACUAAAGGAGGACUUGAUGCCAAAUACUAGAAAGGAAGCAGAAGCACCAGAGUGCGCAGAGUGGAUGGCAUUUCCACCAGAAGUGUGUGUAUAAAACACAAAAGACCGCUGGCAUUUUUGGGGGGAAAGACCUUUGAUUUAUAAUGCUUUAACAUCUGUGAUCAUUAAGUCCACUUAUAGAUCGUAUCUAACCAACCGCUAUCACUUUGUUUAUGUAAAUGAGGAAAAGUCAUGUCACUCUCCAGUUAAAUAUGGCGUACCGCAGGGAUCAGUUUUAGGCCCUAUCCAGUUCUCGUUAUAGGUUAUCUCUUAACAUAACAUAAGUUUUCACUGCUAUGCUUUGUAACAAUCAAACAAUUGUGAAAAGCGCUAUAUAAAUAAAAUGUAAUUGAAUAUUUAGAUUUUUGGAUUUGGCAAGGAGAGCUGGUGAUCUGAUACAUUUGAUUAUGACUUAACGUCAAUAUUAUUUAUAAAUGCGGUUUGUUUUCAGGCUUUAAAUUUGUUUGAUGUAGACUUUUGUACCUCAUAUAAUUAAAAUGGUGAUCUUAAAAUGUUUGCAUGGUAACAUACAUUUCCAAUUUUAAAAGAAAAUGUGCUCAUUUAUACCAAUCUUUGUUCGGAAUAACAGGCUGAGAGGGCCAUCAA
Paramisgurnus dabryanus is the source of this 3340-nucleotide messenger RNA. It is a transcript of the gene lrtm2b, whose product is annotated as leucine-rich repeats and transmembrane domains 2b. NCBI's taxonomy places the organism in Eukaryota, Metazoa, Chordata, Actinopteri, Cypriniformes, Cobitidae. The record is from RefSeq and is a predicted model, not a curated record. Gene Ontology annotation, cellular component: plasma membrane. Gene Ontology annotation, molecular function: protein binding.